This is a messenger RNA of Exophiala xenobiotica, 1478 nucleotides long. RefSeq lists its product as uncharacterized. Gene Ontology annotation, molecular function: oxidoreductase activity, acting on NAD(P)H. Lineage: Eukaryota; Fungi; Ascomycota; Eurotiomycetes; Chaetothyriales; Herpotrichiellaceae. The record is from RefSeq and is a predicted model, not a curated record. Bases 325 to 1347 code for a protein of 340 amino acids. The transcript is spliced from 3 exons.
GAACAAUAUAGUACUGGCCUGAUGAGUCGGAACCGACGAUAUGGGAUAUCGCGGAAGUAUGAUUCCAUAUGUUCGUCUUUCUUUUAGUCAGCAUACCUUUUCGAACUGCUUCAGACCUCGACGGUUACGCCCGAACCAUUGGUGCCUAGUUGACCUACUGGUCUUGGAAACCGAACGUUAUGAUUCCCAAGCUAAGUGUGACCCGCUAAAAUUACUCCGCGUCUUCAGAUAUAUAUAUGUUUGCAAGGCCUGCUUUGCUUUCGUAUCUGCACACCAAUUUCUCCAGAAGAAUAACAUCCCAUCAAGCACACCUACACCUCAAUCAUGAAGGCCAUAGUUAUGCAAGGUGAGCCUGGAAAGGCCUCGCUAGCCACUGACCGCCCCUAUCCCAAGAUUCGACCGGGAUAUGUACUUGUCGAUGUCAAAGCGGUAGCACUCAAUCCGACCGACUGGAAGCAUAUCGACUAUUGGAACACCAAAGAUUGCCUGGUUGGGUGCGAUUAUGCUGGAGUUGUGGCAGAGACUGGCACGGGCUAUUCGAAGCCAUGGAAAGUUGGCGAUCGUAUUUGCGGAUUUGCUCACGGAGGGAAUCCAUUGCAACCCGAAGACGGUGCUUUUGCGGAGCGUAUCGCGGCCAAAGCUGAUAUUCAGAUGCGUAUUCCGGAGAAUAUGUCCUUUGAAGAUGCUGCAACUUUGGGCGUGGGCGUCGUCACCUGCGGACAAGGUCUUUUCCAGCAGAUGGGCUUGAAACUGCCCAGUAACCCGAGCACUAAAGGAGAAUUCAUCCUCAUAUAUGGCGGCAGUUCUGCGACAGGAAGCCUGGGCAUUCAAAUUGCGAAGUUAGCUGGAUAUAGGCCCAUCACCACUUGCUCUCCGCGAAACUUCGAUUUUGUGAAAUCGUUAGGCGCAGCAGAGGCUUUCGACUAUAACGACCCAGAUUGCGCGAACAAGAUCCGGGAAUACGCCAACGACAACCUCAAGUAUGUCUGGGAUACAAUAGCGCUACCUCCUACAGCUCGUAUCUGUGCCGAUGCAAUUGCUUCCGGAGGGAUCUAUGGCUCCAUUCUCAAAGUCCAAUUCCCUCGGGACGAUGUCGCGUGCAAAUUUUCAUUGGGCUAUACCGCAGCAGGAGAACCUGUGAAGAAAGGGAAUUGGGAUCUGCCAGCAAACGUCGGUGACUUUGAGUUUAUGAAAAAAUGGAUUCUCGACGUUGAGCCCAUCCUGCAGAACGGCCGACUGAAGGUCCAUCCGCCCAUGGUGGAGAAAGGACUCGAGCAUCUCUUCGAAGGACUUGAUCUGCUCAAACACGAUAAAGUCAGUGGGAAGAAGUUGGUGUACGUGCUUUGAGGCAAAAGAAUUGCUGCUUGUCGUCGUGAACCUGCGUAAGCUACGGGAGGAACGAAUGGCGAGCUUCUGGAUGGAAAGGUGGCGGAGUAGAUUUGAGAGAUGAGGUACUGAUUCCCGCCGGAGGAAUAUCU